Eremomyces bilateralis CBS 781.70 is the source of this 5796-nucleotide messenger RNA. RefSeq lists its product as uncharacterized. The record is from RefSeq and is a predicted model, not a curated record. Lineage: Eukaryota; Fungi; Ascomycota; Dothideomycetes; Eremomycetales; Eremomycetaceae. The coding region runs from base 336 to 5666 and encodes 1776 amino acids. Gene Ontology annotation, molecular function: ATP-dependent chromatin remodeler activity; ATP hydrolysis activity; ATP binding. Gene Ontology annotation, cellular component: chromatin; nucleus. The transcript is spliced from 7 exons. Gene Ontology annotation, biological process: regulation of transcription by RNA polymerase II; nucleosome organization.
GUAAGUACAAUUUUAUUGCUUUCAAUUUCGUUGUGGGAGUCAGGAUCAGCCCCUCUCCAAUGUCACUCACCCAGGCACGCCCGCAUCAUGGCCGGUCCAUCAACCGUCAUCCCAAAGAUAUCCAUACGCGAUCAGAGGCUUUCAGGUACAAAUUUGUGCUUGUUAGCUUCGUUAGAUCCGCUGGUUGGCUCUAUCAACACCGUCUUGCUCUCCUCAGCCUGCCAUUGACGGCAGAGCCCUUCGGCCAUCAACCUCGUCUACGGUUCAUCGACCAAGCCUGACUAUCAUCACCAUAUGCCUAUUCCAUCUCGUGUGGUUCCGACAAGUCGCAUUACAUGUCUUUGGGGCCGCCCAGGGUCGCUGUCUAUGCGCCAUCACUCCACACAAACUCAAUCACUCGAAAUCAUAGUCCAAGCCUUGCUGACCACAAUUCCAUCACAGCCGGGUCGGUUCUGAUACCCGCCGCCCCCGAGUCGGCUCCAUCGUUCAUCGAUGGGGUUGACCAGAAUCCCACCAACACCGCCGAUCCCUCUCCUUCCAACAGUCCGGCUUCCGAGAGCGGAAGCGACCUCUCCGAUGCCAAAGACCUCAACGACUCGAACACCUCCGACGCAGACAUCGACCUCUUUCACUCCGGGGAGGCAGACACUCCCGCGGAAGAUGCUUCAGAUUCUUCUGACCAGGAAGAUGAUGAGAAAGAUGGCGAUUACUCGGAAGACGCCUUUGUUGCGGCACCCCAGCAAGAACCCCCAUCACGUCGGGAGUCUACCGCAUCACGAGCGUCGUCAAACUCAUCAAAUUCGUCGAAGCGAAAGGCAGAGGAUGAUCUCGCUUUCGCUAUGAGCUUGAACCCUGAUCUCUACGGAGUUAGGCGAACUCGACGGAACGUCACCAACAAUCGCCGAGUUGUUGAAUCAGAUUCAGAAGACGAUGACUCCGAUGUUCCCAUUCCUAUCAAACGAAGGCGACUAGCUGCCUCCAUCCAAAACUCUCAUGCGCCCACACCCCGCUCGACCUUUGUCAGCGACCUCGAGGAGGAAGAGGACACGUACAUCAACUCCCGCCGAUCUCGUCUCACCAAAAAGCAGAAGACCCGUCAGCAACAGGUCGCGGCAGGAUUGGCCCCCCCUUCGGCCGGAGAAGUACGAUUCACGUCGAGGAACGUAAAGAAAAUCAACUACAACGAAACGGAGGAUGAAGAUGAAGACGACCGCGAGUACACGUACGAGGAGGCAGACGCUUCGCCAAUCAUUGACGUUGUGUUGGACCAUCGUGAGAAAGAGGGCUUGACCAUCAAACCGGAACGACGCAUGAAAGAGGAUUACGAGUAUUACAUCAAAUGGCAAGGCAAAGCGCACUUGCAUGCCACUUGGGUUACCGUUGAUUCCAUCCCUUCCGGGCGCGUCCGAAAAAUUGAGAACUAUUUCGUCAAGACCGUACAAAAGGAACUCUCCGUUAAGCAUGACCCUUCUAUCCCCGAAGAAGAACUGGAGAAGUUCAACCUCGAACGCGACCGAGAGCGAGAGAGGGCGGAAAAGAGCAAGGAGACCGAACGUGUGAUUGGGUCACGCCUGAAUGAAGCUGAAGAGACGGAAUACCUCGUGAAAUGGUGCGAGGUUGGCUAUGAUGGCUGUACGUGGGAGUCUACCGAAACUCUCGAGCCGAUCGCCGACACUCAGAUCGAUUCCUAUCUCACACGCGCUUCCAAACCUUUCACGCACAAUCUGACCGGUGCAAACCUUCCUGAUUUCCAUCAUUGGCCUCCAGGUACUCAACCUGACUAUAUCAAGAAGGAGGUACUCAAAGACUUCCAGCGGGUCGGUGUCGAAUGGAUCGCCUUCAACUGGACCAUCCAUCGAAAUAUCAUCCUUGCCGACGAGAUGGGAUUAGGAAAAACUGUGCAAUCUGUCACAGCCAUCAACCGAAUGUACCAGGAGCACGGCCAGGAGGGUCCCUAUCUCGUCGUCGCUCCUCUCUCCACCAUUUCCCAAUGGCAAACCACAUUCAAUGACUGGGCGCCAGACUUGCAUUAUGUCGUCUAUCUGGGCAAUGCCACGGCCCGAGACACGAUACAACAGUUUGAACUCUUCUCGAAUGGCGAUCCUCGGAGGUGCAGAUUUAACGUGGUAAUCACUUCGUACGAAUAUAUCUUGCUGGAGAAGACCAUCUUGUCGCAAGUCAAGUGGCUUGCCCUCAUUGUGGACGAAGCACAUCGCUUGAAGAAUCCCGAAGCUCAACUCUUCAGAGCACUCAUGGAUUUCAAUAUCCAACAUAAACUCCUACUUACCGGAACUCCUUUGCAGAACACCAUUCCCGAGCUUUCUGCUCUGCUGCACUUCUUACAUCCGGCCAAAUUCGACGUCAACAGUGAUGUCGACAUCACCGAAAAGGAGGCCGGGAAGAAACUGGCCGUCUUCAUCAAUGAAAUCAAAAACAACUUCCUUCGACGGGUGAAGGAUACUGUCACGACAGACCUGCCCAAGAAAACGGAAAAAAUUCUUCGCUUUGUUUGCGCUGAAGACCAGCUGGAAGUUUACCGCAACAUCCUCACCAAAAAUUACGAAGCGUUACGUGCAGGUCCGAAUGCACCCAAGCAAACAUUCCUCAAUGUCAUGAUGGAACUCCGAAAGGCAGCCAAUCAUCUAUUCCUUAUUGCAGGUGGACAAGAGAUGGCGAUGGGAAAUGACCAGUCUCAGGAGAACUACUACCGCAAGCUCAUCACCUCGAGUGGGAAGAUGAUUGUCCUCGACAAGUUGCUCAAGAAGCUCAAGGGGGAAGGACACCGAGUCCUUAUCUUCUCCCAAAUGGUCAAGAUGCUUGAUAUUCUCCAACAGUAUCUGAACUUCCGCAACCAUCAACAUCAGAGACUCGAUGGGACGAUGCCUGCCGCUCAGCGCAAAGCAGCGAUUGACAGCUUCAGCGCCCCUGAGAGCAAAGAUUUUUGUUUCCUUCUCUCCACGCGUGCCGGUGGACUUGGCCUCAAUCUCACAGCCGCAGAUGUCGUCAUCAUUUUCGACUCGGAUUUCAAUCCGCAGAUGGACAUCCAAGCAAUGUCUCGAGCCCACCGCAUCGGCCAGACUAGGCCUGUCACUGUGUUCCGUCUCGUCAUGGAGAAGACAGUCGAAGAGGACAUCCUGGAGCGCAGUGAGCAGAAGUUGAUGCUGGAGGAGGCGAUCAUCAAAGAAGGAAUCACCGACAAGAAGGCUCAAAAAUACAGUCAUGAUGCUGCAACGAAAGGGCUCACGGACGCCCCAACCACCGCCGAGGCUCUCAACAAUCUCUUGAAACGACGUGGUCAGGGUAUCUUUGCCCAGAAGGGUAACCAGAAACGACUGGACGAGCUUGAUAUUGACGCAGUCAUCGAGACGGCCGAAGUCAAGAAGACGGCUCAGCCCAAGGCUGACAUGUCUGUUGGUGGUGACGAUUUCAUGAGGAGCAUAGAGAUCACGAACAUCAAGAUCGAUGACUUGAGCUGGGACGACAUCAUCCCCAAAGAGGAGGUCGAGAAGAUCCGCGCUCAAGAGAAGGAGAAGGAGCAAAAAGCCUUCCUUCAAAAGAUCAUUGCCGAGAAUCAGCCACGAAAAGCGAAGCUCCUGGCCGGCGAAGGUGGCCGAAGUGCCAAGAAGGAGGCGCAGCGAAACAUGAAAAAGCGCCAUGAGGACGAGUCCGAUGAGUCCGAACUGGAACGUCCAAAGAAGAAACAGAAGAAGUCGGCUGUACGCAGCGAUCAACUUGGUGAAGCCGAGAUCCGAAAUUUGCUCAAGGCUUACGGCGUUUUCGGCUCUUUCGAAGAUUGCCAGGAUCAAAUCAUCAAAUUUGCUGACCUUGGCGGUUUCGACCCAGCAGUUCUCAAGAAGGUGCUCGACGACAUUUCGGAUCGAGCAAGGAGGGAGCUGAGGGAGCGUGAUGAAAAGAUCAAGGAGCUCCAAAGCAAAGAGAACAAGAUCUUGACGAAGAAGGAAAUCAAAGCGGCCAUGUUCUCCUAUGGCAAGAUCAAGCAGAUCAACGCUGAGAAAUUCUUAGAGCGACCCGAAGAACUGCGUCUCCUUCGACAGUUCGUGAGCAGCAGCCCUUCUGCGGCCGAUUUCCGAUUUCCCAAAUCUGCAUGGGAAAAGCUCAGCAAGGCGGAUUACACUGGCUCGCCUGAUUGGGGUGAACGCGAAGACGCCAUGUUGGCAGUGGGGGUUUGCCGAUAUGGACUUGGAGAAUGGCGUCUCAUCCAGAACGACCCUGAGCUCGGACUUCAUGAUCACCUUUUCUUGGACGAGCAGAAAGUUGCCGUCAAGCGAGAACGCCAGAGCACGGUCACGGAUGGCAAAGUCAAGGCCAAGACCCCAGGGCCCGUCCAUCUUGUCCGACGCGCAGAAGGUUUCUUCAAGGUCCUCAAGACGCACAAAGAAGAGCAAGAGAACGGAGUCGCGAAGCGAGACGGCUCCCCGGAAGCAAGCGUGCCAAGGAAGCCUUCACAGAAGCAUAUUCGAAGGGUCAUGAAAGAUUCGGUUUCCCGUAGCCGCGCCCACAGCCAGAGCGAGUCGAGAGACGUUUCCGACCGCCGAACGGAUAUCGUGCAUAUCACCUCCCGCAAGAGUCCGAAUAAUGAGGCCAAAGCCCGUCAAGGCUCGGUUGACCGGGGCGCUCGUGCCAACUCGUCCAAGCCCACGCCGGAACCCACGUCCGAAGAGUCAAAGAAUCUCCAAAAGAACAACUCUCCAUUUGAUGAGAAGCUGGACGCGGCAUCUCCAGGGGCGUCAGUGGAGACCAAGGUCAAACAGCGCAAGUACAUCCCUGGCCCUGCACCGGAAUGGGUCAACCUUCCUAGUUUCAAGAGAGACACCCAUCGAACGUCCAAUGGCCACAACUCGAACCACAUCGGCGGUGCCGAGAUGGGUCGAACAGACUCUCAUGGAUCGACCGAUUCGCACCGUAAGCGAAGUGCAGAUGACGAUGGGCGAGACUACCGGGAUUCGCGCGACUAUCGCGACUCUCGACAUGGCGACAAGCGAUCACGACACUAUGAGCGUGGAGAUGAACGCGAUUACAAGCGCAAAUCCGAGUAUGAUGAUGACCGCGACUUCAAGCGACGUCGUCCGAGCAACGAUCAUGCCGACCGCUAUCGGCCCGAGUCAGUGUAUUCGCGUCACUCCAGUUCAGAUUAUGGAAGCGAUCAUGGUGACUCCCAUCGCUAUUACGAUGGCCCACCCGGCGGUGGUCAAUACCGUGAACCUUCCCACCAUCGACGACCAUCCAAUGGCCACCGCGAUGACCGUCGUCCGCCUCCGCCGAGAGUUCCCGAUCAGCACUCCCCCGUGAAUGGGACCGACUAUCGAAAGAGCUCAUAUGCACGUGGUGGUGAAGCUCACAUCGACCGAGACGCACGCAUGCGCCAGAUCUUGAACUCGGUCUUCCUGAAACUUGAAAUCCUCCGCACCGCGAAACCCGCGAACUAUCCCGACGCUGCGAGGCGGUUGGCGGUGAUCAAAGAAAACAUCCAAGACGUCGGCGACUUCAUCACCCAGUUGCCGAGGAACGGUCAUCGUGGCGACUUGGACGAGGUGUGGAGCUUCGCCGCACGAUAUCUCCCGUUCCCGCCUGAGAAGCAGACCUCCAAGAUGUUCAAGGACUAUUACCAAAAGUUGAGGGACCAGGGGAAGAAGCCCCAGUCUUAAGGGCCGACAAAAUCACACGACACUCACAUUACCCAUCCGAAGCGAGCUUUCCGACACGAGUUUUCUCCCCUUACAUAUCUCAUCACCCCUUUACGAACCGUAGGCCGCCCGGAUGGUACUGUCAGAAGAU